Bursaphelenchus okinawaensis is the source of this 2837-nucleotide messenger RNA. The record is from the annotation of a GenBank genome assembly. Lineage: Eukaryota; Metazoa; Nematoda; Chromadorea; Rhabditida; Aphelenchoididae.
AUGCGACCGGUCGGUUGGUUAUUAUUGUUACCUAUUGUUAUAUUUGCAUGGCCUCGAGGCGUUUAUCUGCCAGCCGGCUUAACGACAACGAUUCUUGGGUUUGGAAGUGUUUUUGGUCAAGAUGGUGGUGGGUUCUCAUUACUUUUGAAACGCGAAUUUUUAAAAUUUAAAAUUUUUUGAAAUUUCAAUAUUUUGAAAUUUGAAGUUUAAAAAUUCAAUUUUAAGGCGACUCCACGACUACUGAUGAGACAACUAGUGUUACCGAUGAUACAACAACAUAUACAGGUAAUACCACUGUACCAGUCGAUAACACUACCACUUCAGACAGUAAUACCACUACAGUAUCCACUAAUACUACGGAGAUUUCUACUACCACGGAGAUUACUACAGUAACCCCAAGUACCACUGAAGAGCCCCACAGUACCACCAAAGAGCCCUAUAGUACCACUGAAGAGCCCUACAGUACCACCGAAGAGCCCUAUCGUACCAGUUCGGAACAUUCGAUAAGUCCAAACUGGACACUUCCACCAGUACCAACAGCUCUUGUGUACGAUGCUGAAUUGCAUCAUGGGCUGGUACUAGGACUGUUUAUCGUUGGGACAUUGCUUGGGGCUACGAAUUUGGUUAUGGCUUGGCUACUGGUGGUGGAGUUUCAUUUAAAGGUAAAACGGCAAGAACUUUCUUUGCAAGACAAAUAAUGGCAAGAACUUUGUUUACAAAACAGAAAAUGACAAGAACUUUUUUACAAAACAAAAUGGCAAGAACUUUCUUUACAAAACAUAAAAUUGCAAGAACUUUUUUUUACAAUGUAGAAAAGUUUUCCAUCGUAUAACUUGUCACCCGCAGGCUGCAGAACACCAAGUUUCGUUAUUUUUUGAUAAAAUGGCAAGAACUUUCUUUACAAAACUUAAAAUAACAAAAGCUUUUGUUACAACGAAGAAGCGGGCCAAUUUUUAACAUAGGACUUUGUUUUCAGCAUCUCCAAAUGCUCCAAAUGGUAAGACACAAGCUAGAAGUGGCAGAACGGAUUCUGUUCGAACGUGCCCUCUCUGACGAGAUCCUCGGCCUUCUACAGGACAUUGGCUUCGAUGCGAACAAGUACGAACCACAGUUGCUAACUCAUAUGCAAGUGGUUGACAGCGAGCAGCAAAAACCGGAUAGUAUGGCACAAACUCGAAAUCAGUCUACCAAUCAGACGACUGGCGCUCCGUCUACUGGAAUGAAUGGAUAAUUUAAAUUAUACAUAGGGCCAAUAAACUGUUUUUGAAGAGGUUUACGAUUGAACAUGUUUUAAAAUGCUUGAAAAUUGUUGUGUACGGUCCAGAGAAUCUUAUUUUUACAAGGACAUGUUUUAUCGUAUAACAUGUCGCUUGCAGGGCGCAAUUGUUCGGCCGCAGUCGUUUAGUGACAAAGUUGUAUUUGCUUUGAGGAAUUGCUUUGAUUGCCUUUUCUUCUUGUUUUCUUUGAGCUCUUGGUUUGAAAUUUGAUAAAAUUGUUCAAUAUACAACAAAAUUGCCUUUUUGAGUGCUUUCUGUAGAAAAAUUGUUAAUUUUUUGACGUUUUACACGUUUUUUUGAAGUUAAAGUCAGGUGUUCGAGGUUAUUUUGGGCUGAAUGAACGGGUUUUACGUGUAAAUAUUGUUUCUUUUGAUGUAAUGUUAUGUUUUCUAUGUUUUAGGGGACUUAUAGUGUUUGAUAAAUGAAGAAUACAGGGGUUACGAGCAGAAGAACAUCUUCAAUUUUCCAAUUUCUGGUCAGCUGGAUGAAAACCAACAGAACUGGCUAAAUGACAGCUCAAAUUUGAUGUCAUACGAUUUAUUUGAAGAAGAACAAGUUGUUUGGCAAUGUAAGUAUUGUGUUUGCUUUGGUUUUUUUGUUUUUAGAUUGAUUUCGAGGGUUUUAUCUUAUUCUUGGCAUCAGUAAUUAUGGAUAACAUGCUUUUAAUAAAGUUUAUGCUUUUCAGAUGGAUUUGAUGGAUUGUACGUUGGAAUGAUGUGAGCCAGAUUCUGGGCCUUGUGUUGAGUUGCAAAUCAAGGUAUGGAGACCACGGUGGAGCUCGGAAUGAACGUUUGAAACAUUGAUGAUGGUGCUGUAGAUGUAUGAAAAAAUAAUGAACGUCAAUUGGCAUUUGUGGCUGAUGUAAGUUGGUUUUAUUACGUAUGUUGUAGUUAUUAUGGUUUUGAAAAUAAAACAAUUAAUAAGAUAGGAUAAAAUUACGGGGUUUUGAUUGAUAUUAUCUAUGGUGCUCUGAUGUUAUUGGUAAUAUGAAAUUUUUACAAAAAAAAUCUGUAUUGUAAAUUUGAUGAUUUAUUUAUAUUCUUUGUUGAAUUGUUUAAGUUUUAAAUGCAAACUUUCUAAUUUUACAUUUUUUUUGUGACUGAAUUAGUAACAUAGGCUUCAGGUGGUCACGGAUAACUUUUUGAGAGCUUGAACAAUUUUGAUAUUGAUGAUUUUUGUUUGAAAAGUAGUUUUUGUUUGUUCUACAAUUUUCACGAUUUUUCUAUAAUAGAUGUGAAGUGUGUUGUUAUUAUUACUUUGAGAAAGAACGGUUAUUAACAUAGACAUCAGGUGUGUCAUAGAUAAUAUAAGAAUCUGGUUUGAAUAUGAUAAUUUUUGGUUGAUUUUUGUAAAUUUCUAUAUUUUAAUAAUGUAUGCAAAUGUUUUAGAUGUUGAUAUUGAUCUGGUGGAACGUUCAGAAAUGCUCAAACAUCGAUCAAGUUGUUGUUGGACAACAUAGAUAUCGGAGAAACCAUACCAAUAUUGGACAAGGGACCAAAAUGGCAUCUGAAGUCAGAAAGAUCAGCUCGUAAUCUAAAGAGCUUGAAGAAAGAAUGCUAA